AUGGCACGUCGUCAUCAAGAUAGGAAGAUAAGGUGGAAUAAAGCCCGUUCGCAGCGUAAGCCCAGAGAGUUUACGGAGGCAGCCUUCGUCCGCCCGGCGAAAGAGAGACUUGGAAAGAGAGAAGAAAACUACGCCUCCCGUGAUCCUCUCUGGCAGCUGGAGCGGCAAUCCAAGGAGCCUGCGGUUACAGAGUAUAUAAAGGAAGGAAUGGCCCGGGCUCGGAUAAUCGGAGGCGGUCGAGCAACUGAUGAGCGCGGGUGGCACAGGGCGCGAUCUUCGGCGCCUCCUCCUCCUCCUCCUCCUCGCAGUCAUUGGCGCAGCUUACGGGUUUCGGUGCCGCAGAAGCAGCAGCCGCCACCGAACCGGCUGACUCGGGAACUCUGCGGGGCCGGUGGACGGAGCCUUCGGCAACUCGCUGUGCAGGAGAGCGCGCGCGCACACACACACACACGCGCACACCUGGAUUCCCGGGAUGUCGCGAGCCGGCUGCUUCGGAUGCCGAGCGAUGCAAACUUUCUUCGCGCUUGGGAGGUGGCGGAGGGGAAAAGGGGGGGCGAGGGCUCCUGGGAGGAGGAAGACUUUGCGGACGCCUCUGCGGCUGGAGCGCGCUCCCGGCAAAGCUGGGGGACCCGUGCAGCCCGAUCGUCGGGACGGCAGGCAAAAGGUACAGGUACAAAGUACUCUGGAUUCAGAGAAGAUGCUGACAGAAACGUGCCAGAGGCCCAAGUAUUUCUAUAGAGAAGACCUCACCUGAUGGAAAACCCUCUUUUGAGAAAUGUCAGGAGAUUGUUUGCUUGUGACCAAAACAGACACCCUGUGAGAAGGCUUCAUCUUACAGUCAAGAGAAAUGGAGCAUGGGAUCUUCAGCUAGCAGUGUGCUGGUAGCUCGCCACUAUCUUUGUUCAUCAUGAAGCAGUCAACCUUUUGGCUUGUUCCUUCUCACUUCAUAGACUUCAUCCCCAUCAAAUAUGAACACUCAUUUCCGCUGUAGAUCAGAAAAUUACUUGGGGCAAGUGUCUAUGUACAGUAGGAGUAGCUGUGGAAAACAACAUGACCAAAAGCAUGCCACUGUUUAAUCUUUGUCUUUGAUCCUGUGCUCUUACUGUAUUGUAGACAAGAAAUAUUCAGUGUUCUGUGUUAUAUACUCUUCAUUUGUAUUAUGGUGGCAUGUAGCCCUGCAACAUGGCAGUAGAGACUCAUGGACAGUUGGUGAAUCUGGGUGACAAAGAGCUGAUUGCUCCAUAUGGGAAUCCACCACCAAAGAGGAUCAAACUGUUUUUUGAGCUUUUUGAGCAUCAUGAAUUUUCUCCAUGUACCAUUCAUAAACAUACAAUACUGGAACAUAUCUGUUUGCCUUUCCAGCUGGUAGAAAUUGAUUUGCAUUUUUCUUUGUUAAGCUUAUGAAUGUAACACAUUUUUACUAUAAAUCUAGCCGCUUGGUAAACCUGCCAGUUUUUUCCCAUUUGAGAAGCUAAUAUCUGCUAGUUACAAGAAUGCAUUUAUUUUAAAUUUAUUUAUUAAAUAAAUUAUUCAAAUAUUCAUCAACAAAUAUUCUCUGGUUUGUUAAAUAAUGAAUAACAAUCCCUGAUGUCUUCCUUCCCUUUCUCCCCUACUGUUCGUUUUCCAUCUUGUUGAAUUUGUCUAUUGUUCACUAUGUUACUAAUUUUAUAUUCAAUUGUGUAUUUUAUGCGUAUUUUAUUUACGUUGUAAGCCGCCUAGAGUGGU
This is a messenger RNA of Pogona vitticeps (central bearded dragon), 1725 nucleotides long. The record is from RefSeq and is a predicted model, not a curated record. NCBI's taxonomy places the organism in Eukaryota, Metazoa, Chordata, Lepidosauria, Squamata, Agamidae.